Anopheles bellator is the source of this 1409-nucleotide messenger RNA. It is a transcript of the gene Rpt3, whose product is annotated as 26S proteasome regulatory subunit 6B. The transcript is spliced from 5 exons. Gene Ontology annotation, molecular function: proteasome-activating activity; ATP binding; ATP hydrolysis activity. Gene Ontology annotation, cellular component: proteasome regulatory particle, base subcomplex. The coding region runs from base 72 to 1310 and encodes 412 amino acids. The record is from RefSeq and is a predicted model, not a curated record. Lineage: Eukaryota; Metazoa; Arthropoda; Insecta; Diptera; Culicidae. Gene Ontology annotation, biological process: proteasome-mediated ubiquitin-dependent protein catabolic process.
UCAAAAAUCGCCCGAGUCAUUGCAUCGCUUGUGUUGUCUUCAUUUUUAAUCUCCACGCAAAAGUAGCAAAAAUGAUCGACAGUGAGCUCGUUAUUCCCGAUAAGGACGAGUCCGACACGAGAACAAUGAAGGACGCAGCAAACCCACUGGAGGAGCAGCUGGAAGAGGACCUUUACAUCAAAUACAAGAAACUGCAAAAAAUGCUCGAGUUCCUUGAGGUGCAGGAAGAGUACAUCAAGGAUGAGCAGCGUAACUUGAAGAAAGAGUAUUUGCACGCGCAGGAGGAAGUGAAGCGCAUCCAGUCCGUACCGCUCGUGAUUGGCCAGUUCCUGGAGGCCGUCGAUCAAAACACCGGAAUCGUGGGUUCGACGACGGGGUCCAAUUACUACGUGCGCAUUCUUUCCACGAUCGACCGGGAGCUGCUGAAACCAUCGGCCAGUGUCGCUCUGCACAAACACAGCAACGCGCUGGUGGAUGUCUUACCACCGGAAGCGGACAGUUCAAUCUCGAUGCUGCAGCCGGACGAGAAACCGGACGUGCAGUACUCGGACAUCGGUGGCAUGGAUAUGCAGAAGCAAGAAAUUCGAGAAGCCGUUGAGUUGCCGCUGACACACUUCGAGCUCUACAAGCAGAUCGGUAUCGAUCCACCACGCGGUGUGCUCAUGUACGGACCGCCCGGAUGUGGCAAAACGAUGCUUGCGAAAGCUGUGGCUCAUCACACGACGGCAGCUUUCAUUCGUGUCGUUGGCUCCGAGUUCGUGCAGAAGUACCUCGGCGAAGGUCCACGAAUGGUGCGCGACGUGUUUCGUCUGGCGAAAGAAAACUCACCCGCUAUCAUCUUUAUCGACGAGAUCGAUGCGAUCGCCACGAAACGGUUCGAUGCUCAGACCGGUGCCGAUCGAGAGGUGCAGCGUAUCUUGCUUGAGCUCCUCAACCAGAUGGACGGGUUCGAUCAGACAACGAACGUGAAGGUGAUCAUGGCCACCAACCGUGCCGAUACGCUCGAUCCGGCGCUGCUACGUCCCGGACGAUUGGAUCGAAAGAUCGAGUUCCCACUGCCCGAUCGUCGCCAGAAGCGACUGAUCUUCUCCACCAUCACCGCCAAGAUGAACCUCUCGGAGGACGUAGAUCUGGAGGAUUUCGUGGCGCGUCCGGAUAAAAUUUCCGGUGCUGAUAUCAACGCUAUCUGCCAGGAAGCGGGAAUGCACGCGGUUCGGGAAAAUAGGUAUAUCGUAUUGGCAAAGGACUUUGAAAAAGGAUAUAAGAACAACAUCAAGAAGGAUGAAACUGAGCAUGAGUUCUACAAGUAAACCGUCGGAGAGUGUCUGAAACUUUCUCCACAAGCUGUGGGACUGAUAAAUUUUCUUUUUCACUGUGUUUGAAUAAAGAUCAUUUCAUUUACAUUAAAA